AACUGUGAAAUUGUUGAGGAUCGUGUAGCUUUAUUCGCUUCGUAUGACAUUGAUGACAAUGAUGAUGAUGAUGAUGAUGAUGAUGAUGAUGAUGAUGAUGAUGAUGAUGAUGAUGAUGUUUCGGAUGAUGAUGAUGAUGAUGAUGAUGAUGAUGAUGAUCAAGAUGAUGAUUCGGAUGAAUCGGAUGAUGAUGAUGAUGAUGAUGAUGAAGAUGAAUCGGAUGAUGAUGAUGAUGAUGAUGAAAGGACGAAUAUAAUGAUGAUGAUGAUGAUGAUGAUGAUGAUGAUGAUGAUGAUGAUGACGAUGAUGAUGAUGCUGCUGAUGAUGAUGAUGACGAUGAUGAUGAUCACAGAUCGCCCGAUGGGACCACCUUGA
Messenger RNA from Echinostoma caproni, 375 nucleotides. The record is from the annotation of a GenBank genome assembly. NCBI's taxonomy places the organism in Eukaryota, Metazoa, Platyhelminthes, Trematoda, Plagiorchiida, Echinostomatidae.